Molecule: messenger RNA, 687 nt
Organism: Geodia barretti
Lineage: Eukaryota; Metazoa; Porifera; Demospongiae; Tetractinellida; Geodiidae
Source: the annotation of a GenBank genome assembly
AUGAGGAAGAGAAUUGUAAUCAAAUUAUCGGGCAAGGUCUUUGGUGCAGACGGGGCCGGGACCCUGAAGGACUAUGCGUCGCUUCUGCUGAGGAUCAGCAAGAUCCGUCAGCCCAUUAUAGUGGCCGGCGGGGGCAGCAUUGCAAGGCACUACAUAAACAAUGCAAGAUCUUCUGGCGCAGACGAGUCCACGCUAGAUGAGAUGGGAAUCGAGAUCUCCAGACUGAACGCCAGGCUCCUGAUCUGCGCACUUGGAGACAAGGCAUACCCGCACCCACCCACAACCCUGCAGGAGAUAAAGCAGGCAGCAGACGGCGGCCUCGUGGUGGUGGCGGGCGGGCUCUAUCCGGGCCAGAGCACCAACGGAACCGCCGCGCUUGUUGCCGAGAGGGUCGGGGCAGCAGAAUUCCUGAACGCCACGGAUGUGGACGGCGUGUAUGAUAUGGAUCCCAACAAACACAAGGAGGCGAAGAUGCUCGGGCGGAUCGAGUUGGGGCGCCUGCAGGAGAUGCUGAUACAGGAAGGGGCUGCGGCGGGCGGCCACGACCUUAUGGAUAUCGUAUCCCUGAAGACCAUUGAGCGCUCCAGAAUAAGAACCCGGAUAGUCGGGGCCGACAUAAAGACGCUGGAAAAGGCGAUCCGCAGCAGCGUGGUCGGUACCACGAUAGUUCUUCCCGGCGAUUCCUAG